AUGUGGGACGUAAAAAGGAAAGAAAGUAAAUCCAAGAAGGUGACAUCUAGGAAGCCCAAGGAAACAUCUAGGAAGCCCAAGGAAACUACUUCUCGUUCUAAGACAGCAGUAACUUUUGAGCGAGAAAAGCAUCUUGGUACCUCAGAAGGUCUUUCUAGCACCUUUGAUCAACCAAAAUGUCAUCUUUGUUGUGGAGAUGCGUGCACUUUGAAUUAUAUUGCUUGUGAAAUCUGUGGAGAGUGGUUUCAUGGGGAUGCUUUUGGACUCACUCUGGAGAAUGUCAGACAACUCAUUGGAUUUCGGUGUCAUGUUUGUCGUGAUAGGACUGCACCAAUGUGUCCCCACAAGAAUAAUAAUGCCAUGACUCAUGCUGAAAUCAAAGCAGCAACCGAGUAUGCAGAGGAACUACAUAAUUCUGUUUCACUUCAGCCAUUGAGUCAGGUUUAGUGAUUCGUACGGAAAGGAUAUACAGUUGGACACCGGACGCCAAUUUCUUGUAGGUCCUUUUACUUCCUGCAGGAGAAUGAUGCUCCUUCAUCAGUUUCAUUCAAAUUAAAAAUGAAAAAAGAAAAAAAGGAAAAAAAGAAACAGGGAAAACUAACCAGUUUGAUGGUCGUCACAAGAGGAGAAAUGAUUGAUCGAUCAGAAUCUUGUGGUGCAGCAUGCUACCAUUUAGAGGGAAAGAAGAAUAAUGGCAAGGACAAACAUGUUAGAGAGGCUGAAGAAAAUUGCAUUUGAGGAGGAUAGCUUAGAGAAUUCAUACAUUAAUUGCAUUGUUAAUGAUUGUUAAUCUAAUCCAUGUGUAUUCAUUUUAGUUACAUUCUUUCUCAUGUAAGUCAUAUUGGAAUGAUUCCCUGGCUGUCCUUUAUAUUUAAACCUUUUGAAGAAAUCAAAUAUAUGAUCAUAGCAUUGCUUACUU
This is a messenger RNA of Neltuma alba, 919 nucleotides long. RefSeq names its product PHD finger protein ALFIN-LIKE 7-like. The record is from RefSeq and is a predicted model, not a curated record. The coding region runs from base 1 to 447 and encodes 148 amino acids. The transcript is spliced from 4 exons. NCBI's taxonomy places the organism in Eukaryota, Viridiplantae, Streptophyta, Magnoliopsida, Fabales, Fabaceae.